GAGCUGCGUCACGUGUGGGAAAGAAAGCGAGGGCGGGGCGCGGAGUGCAGAGGGGCGGGGAGUGGCGACGCGGCCAUGGCGGCUCCGGAGCCGUUGUCCCCAGCGGGCGGCGCGGGCGAGGAGGCGCCAGAGGAUGACGAUGACGAGGCGGAGGCCGAGGACCCGGAGCGUGCGGCUGGAGCGGGCGGCGGGCGCAGUGGAGGCGGCGGCGGAGGCGGCUCCGGGGCUGGGGGCUGUGGCGGGCCGGGGGGCGCGCUCACCAGGCGCGCGGUCACGCUGCGGGUACUCCUUAAAGACGCGCUGUUGGAGCCUGGCGCUGGGGUGCUCUCCAUUUACUACCUGGGGAAGAAGUUCAUGGGGGACCUACAGCCAGAUGGGAGGAUUGUAUGGCAGGAAACCGGCCAGGUCUUCAACUCACCCAGUGCCUGGGCCACCCACUGCAAGAAGCUGGUGAACCCAGCAAAGAAGUCGGGCUGCGGCUGGGCCUCUGUCAAGUAUAAAGGCCAGAAACUGGACAAGUACAAGGCCGCCUGGCUCCGGCGGCACCAGCUCCACAUGCCUGCAGCUACUGUGGAUGAGAGCCCGGCCAGCGAAGGGGAGGAGGAGGAGUUGCUAAUGGAGGAAGAGGAAGAGGAGGUUCUGGCCGGGGUCUCAGUGGAGGACAAGAGUCGGAGGCCCCCGGGAAAGGGCCCAUCAGAGGCUUCCCACAUGGAGGCCAUACCCUCUGGGAAGCGGGUGGAGAACAAAGUACGGGUACCAGUCCGCUACUGCAUGUUGGGGAGUCGUGACUCCGCCAGGAACCCUCACACCCUGGUGGAAGUAACAUCCUUUGCAGCGGUCAACAAGUUCCAGCCGUUCAACGUGGCAAUUUCCAGCAAUGUGCUAUUCCUACUGGACUUCCACAGCCACCUGACUCGGAGCGAGAUCGUGGGUUACCUGGGGGGCCGCUGGGACACCAACAGCCAGAUGCUCACUGUGUUGCGAGCCUUCCCCUGUCGUAGCCGGCUUGGGGAUACCGACACCGCAGUUGCCAUCGAAGAGGAGAUUUGUGGGUUGUUCCUCCACCUUGCCCUGGACUUGGUGACAGUGGGGCAGGAUGCCCAGAUUUACCAGAGCCUGUUCCUGCGGGGUCUGUCCCUGGUGGGCUGGUACCACAGCCACCCACACAGCCCAGCACUACCCUCGCUGCAGGACAUAGACACGCAGAUGGACUACCAGCUGCGGCUGCAGGGCUCCAGCAAUGGCUUCCAGCCCUGCCUCGCCCUCCUCUGCUCUCCUUACUACUCUGGCAACCCAGGCCCUGAGUCCAAGAUUGCACCCUUCUGGGUGAUGCCCCCUCCUGAGCAAAGGCCAAGUGACUAUGGUAUCCCCAUGGAUGUGGAGAUGGGCUACAUCCAGGACAGCUUCCUGACCAAUGACAUCCUGCACGAGAUGAUGCUGCUGGUGGAGUUCUACAAGGGUGCCCCUGACCUGGUGAGGUUCCAGGAGCUCUGGGACCAGGAGCACACCUACCUGGACAAGCUCAAGCAGGAGGUGCAGGCUGAGAUCUGAUUUCAUGUUGGAGCCUAAUUCUUUGGCAAUUCUGUACAAAGUGGAAGAGAGAAGCUGGCCUUGUGACUUGGCUUCUUUGUAGCUGGCUGGCCUCAAGGCUGGGGGACCUGUGCAUAAGGGCUCAGCCACCAUCUGAGUUACGUCUUCUUUAUAUCCAUGCUCUACUCCACUGCAUAGAAACACUGUCUUACAUGGUUCACUCUGUCCAGACUUUUACGGGGCUGGUGACUGCUGAUUCAAGAAGCUCUGGUGUCCAUGAGUGACUGAAACCCAGGCAGGCAGGGUGGCCAGAGCAGCAUCUGGAAUGUGCAGAUAAACUACAUACCCCCAAAUACAGCACCUGACAUUAUAAAAUAAGCCAGCUAGUCCUCUACUUAUGCAGUGUCCCCUUGAUGGAAAGUAGGCUGUGUUUUAGGCACACCACCUUCUACCUUAGCUUGGGUGUACCUUGCUCUGCCAGGCUGCUAUGUGUGGACAGUGGCCUCUGAAGGGCAGGACC
Nycticebus coucang (slow loris) is the source of this 2050-nucleotide messenger RNA. It is a transcript of the gene MPND, whose product is annotated as MPN domain containing. Gene Ontology annotation, molecular function: polyubiquitin modification-dependent protein binding; metallopeptidase activity. The transcript has 14 exons. The record is from RefSeq and is a predicted model, not a curated record. NCBI's taxonomy places the organism in Eukaryota, Metazoa, Chordata, Mammalia, Primates, Lorisidae. Gene Ontology annotation, biological process: double-strand break repair. Gene Ontology annotation, cellular component: BRISC complex; BRCA1-A complex. The coding region runs from base 76 to 1551 and encodes 491 amino acids.